GUGGUGGUGUAAAAAAACGCGUUUUUCCAAAUCGCGUCCGGAUACCGAGCAUUUCUCUCUUCCACGAUGGCGUCCGCGAUGGCGACGAAGCGGCUCCGGAAGGAGUACCUCGCGCUGCGCAAGAGCCCCGAGGUGAACGUCGAGGCCGUGCCAUUGGAGCGCAACAUCCUCGAGUGGCACUACGUGCUCCGGGGCAUCGGCGUCUACGAGGGCGGCUACUACCACGGCAAGCUCGUCUUCCCGCCCGAGUACCCGAUGAAGCCGCCGUCCGUGUACAUGCUGACGCCGAACGGCCGCUUCCAGGUGAACAAGCGCCUCUGCUUGAGCAUGUCGGACUACCACCCCGAGACGUGGAACCCCAUGUGGUCCGUGAGCAGCAUCCUUGCGGGUCUCUACUCGUUCAUGAACGAGACGACGCCGACGCUUGGCAGCGUCACGACCACGGACGCCCAGAAACGCAAGUUUGCGCUGGCGUCGCUCGAAGAAAACGUCAAGAACCCAACGUUCGCCCUCUGCUUCCCCGACCUCGUCGCCGCCCAAGAGGCCAUCGCCGCCCAGCAGCAAAGCGCCAGCGGCGUCCUCACGGUCCCGUCCGCCACCGCCGACGCCAAGCAGCGCCUGCCUGGCCUCUACGCAGACCUUCGGUAUUGGAUCGCCGCCGGCGUCGCGCUCUUUGCCGUCGUCCUCGGCGCGCUCAUCGUGCAGCUGUAAGGGACGAAAUGGACUGCAUCUCUU
Saprolegnia parasitica CBS 223.65 is the source of this 735-nucleotide messenger RNA. RefSeq lists its product as hypothetical. Bases 67 to 711 code for a protein of 214 amino acids. The record is from RefSeq and is a predicted model, not a curated record. The transcript has a single exon. NCBI's taxonomy places the organism in Eukaryota, Oomycota, Saprolegniomycetes, Saprolegniales, Saprolegniaceae.